This is a messenger RNA of Plasmodium gonderi, 420 nucleotides long. RefSeq lists its product as hypothetical. The transcript has 2 exons. The record is from RefSeq and is a predicted model, not a curated record. The coding region runs from base 1 to 420 and encodes 139 amino acids. Lineage: Eukaryota; Apicomplexa; Aconoidasida; Haemosporida; Plasmodiidae.
AUGGUUUUGAUGAGAACCCUUUUGAACGACCCCGAAUAUGUUAGCAAGGAGAGAAUCGAAAAGGAAACACUUUUUUGUCAUAAUAUAAAAACCGUGGACGAAAAAUAUAUAACGUGUGAAAUAAACAAGAAGAAAAAACAAUGGACUGAUAGGAAGUUACAGAAAGAAUUUUCACUUCAAAACCAUGAUCUUGUGUGUUUGAACAAGUAUCGUUAUCACCCACUUAAGGAUGUCUGUCAAGGAGCUUUUUCCUUUUUGCAGGAUGGAGAAAGUUACUAUACCUCCAGUUAUAAGUUACAGAACCGAGACUAUGGCUUAAUUUUUCGAAACCUAUGUACAUCCCCAUCCAUUCAAAUUUCCUUCUGUGGAAUUAUGAUAACUAUAAUCGCAGCUCUAGUUGAUUUGAAGAACAGAAGAUAG